CCUAACUUGCCAAACCGGUGUCCUUUCACCCUCUCCCUCUCACAUAUAAGGAACCGGAGCAAGCAAAUACUCCACGCCACAGGACCCUCCUCUUUCAUCUCUCUCUCUUUUUCUUUUUCCUCAAACAUAUUUAUGAACCCAGGAGUUGUUCUGUCCAGAAAGGACAUGGACCGGAUCAAAGGCCCAUGGAGCCCCGAGGAAGACGACGCUCUGCAGAAGCUCGUCGAGAAGCACGGACCCAGGAACUGGUCCCUCAUCAGCAAGUCCAUCCCUGGCCGCUCCGGCAAGUCCUGCCGGCUCCGCUGGUGCAAUCAGCUCUCUCCCCAGGUCGAGCACCGGGCCUUCACGCCCGAGGAAGACGACACCAUAGUCAGGGCCCAUGCCCGCUUCGGCAACAAAUGGGCCACCAUAGCCCGCUUGCUCCAGGGCAGAACCGACAACGCCAUCAAGAACCACUGGAACUCCACCUUGAAGCGCAAGUGCGCCUCAUCCAUCAUGGACGACCACCCCCCACCGCUUAAGCGCUCCGUCAGCGCCGGCGCGGCCAUCCCCGUCUCCACCGGACUCUACAUCAACCCUCCCACACCCGGUAGCCCCUCCGGAUCCGAUGUCAGCGAGUCCAGCGUGCCGCUCGCAUCCCCCUCACACGUCUUCCGCCCCGUGCCUAGAACCGCCGCGGUUCUACCGCCGGUAGAAACCACCUCCUCCUCCAAUGACCCUCCCACUUCCCUUUCCCUGUCCCUCCCCGGCGUCGACUCUUCCGAGGUCUCCAAUCGGGUAACCGAGCCACCACCACCGCCACCGCCACAGCCCUCGAACACCAUCCCUCUGCUGCCAAUGAUGGCCGCUCCGAUGCCGGUUGUGCCGCAGUUGAAGCCACCGGGAUUGGGGGCUUUCAAUCUGAGUGCGGAGUUUUUGGCGGUGAUGCAGGAUAUGAUAAGGAAGGAGGUGAGGAGUUAUAUGGAGCGGCAGAAUCAGAACCCGAAUGGGAUGUGUUUUCAGGCAGCCGAUGAUGGGUUUAGGAAUACUUCCGUCAAGCGAAUUGGGAUUAGCAGGGUGGACUCGUAAAUAUAGUCAGAGAAUAGUUGCGAUGAGAGAAAAUGCUGGUUUGCUCCUCUCCGAAUGGGAAAAAGAAGAAGCAGCUUUUAAUUUUUUUUCCUGUCUUUUAUUAUCAUCAAAGUUUCUAGGAAAUAAUUUUGGUCAAUGUACAGUAAGAGAACUCGAUCCAAAGAGAGAUGGAUUCAAUUUCCAAGAAGCGGAAGCAACGAAGACGAUGGAGAUACAUAGAUUCUAAAUGAGUCUGAGAAAUUUCUGUAACUGUUUUUAUCUUCUCUUGGUCCUGUUCUCCAGUGAAACAAAAACAAAAAACAAGCUUAGAAUAAAAAAAAAAAAAUCCUUCAAAUCUAUUUCCUUGCUUGCCAAACAUAAAUUUGAAUCUGGGUUUUGUUGGGUUCCGAUUAAAAGAAGUUAGGCAUGGGGUGUUUCACACGCAACAGGGGAAACUGGAGUUGCCGAACUUUGAAGUAGUUAAAUUAGUUUAGCGAAGGGAAUAUUACUGAAUUGAUGCUGGUUUCAGUGUGUGUGCAGUUUCUGUGUCGGGACCUAAAAUAGACAGAUAAAUUUUUAUGGUUUUUAUGUAUGGAUGAGUUGGGGCUUUAUUGGUUGAAUUGAAGGAGCAAAUUUGAACAAAUAUAUAAAACUGGGAGAAGACAAGAAUAGUGAGUAAUCCAUUGGCAUGCUGAUUAAAGAUAAAAAGUGAUGAGAUCUUAAAGGAACAGUUUAGUAGAGCGUGGCCCCCAUGUGUUCUGAGAGAUAAGAUUGAGUAGUAGCUGCUACAGUGAAUACAUAGAACACCACAAGAGGAAGAAGAAACAGAGAAGGAACCUUUCUCAAGCAUCAAGCGUUGAAAUGUUCCACUUUGAAAUGUAUUGCACUAGUUGAAAGAGGAGUGUUGUAGAAUUGCAGAAACAAAUAAUUUAAUAACCGAAGAUGCGUUAAUGCAUCUCGUUAUAACGGUUUCAAAGAAUGUAAAUGCUGAACCAGUAUAUCCACACUA
Messenger RNA from Vigna unguiculata (cowpea), 2056 nucleotides. RefSeq names its product transcription factor MYB44-like. The record is from RefSeq and is a predicted model, not a curated record. Gene Ontology annotation, biological process: regulation of DNA-templated transcription. Gene Ontology annotation, molecular function: DNA-binding transcription factor activity, RNA polymerase II-specific; RNA polymerase II cis-regulatory region sequence-specific DNA binding. Gene Ontology annotation, cellular component: nucleus. NCBI's taxonomy places the organism in Eukaryota, Viridiplantae, Streptophyta, Magnoliopsida, Fabales, Fabaceae.